Molecule: messenger RNA, 2687 nt
Organism: Neurospora crassa OR74A
Lineage: Eukaryota; Fungi; Ascomycota; Sordariomycetes; Sordariales; Sordariaceae
Product: L-lactate ferricytochrome c oxidoreductase
Exons: 4
Coding region: 245-1807 (520 amino acids)
Molecular function (GO): oxidoreductase activity; heme binding
Source: RefSeq, a predicted model, not a curated record
CGGAAUAUUCAACCAACCACAUAUGGAGAGGUGAUUGACGCGAUUUACAGCAGGAAAGGACCCCGCGUGACCGGACGGCUACCUCUAAGAUGGAAGAAUCCAAUCCCCCCAAACCAUGAGUCUUCUCGAGACCUACCUACAUAUAGCAAUGGAAUCAUGAUGUCCAGCUAGACCUUGCGUUCUGCUACUUUUGACCUUUAUUGCCUUCCUUCUGUUGUUCUUGCGUCCAGCUCAGCCAGCAAUCAUGACCAAACCACCAAAAGUAUUCACGGCAGAGGAAGUUGCCAAACACCGAUCGCCAAAGAGCUGCUGGGUAGUCCUUUACGGUAAUGUCUAUGACGUGACCGAAUUCCUGCCCUCUCACCCGGCCGGCGACAAAAUCAUCCUCCAGCUCGCCGGCCGUGAUGCCACGACCGAGUAUGAUCCGAUUCACCCGCCAGGCACGCUCGAGGAGAACCUCAAGCCCGAGGCCAAGCUAGGCAUCAUCGACGACGCAUCGCUAGCCAAGCUCCACCAGAAAGAAAGCGAGGCCCGCGCAAAGGCAACAGGCUCGGCCAUGGGCACCACCACGCACACCACCUCAGCCCAGCAAUCCGAGAAAGCCGCGCCGCCGCCGCUCCACACCCUCCUCAACUUUGACGAGAUCGAAGCAGCAGCCAAGACUCAGGUCUCCAAAAAGUGCUGGUCCUAUUAUUUCUCCGCCGCCGAUGACCUUUACACCAAGACCCACAACACCCGCGCCUUCCGGGACAUCCUUCUGCGCCCGCGCGUCUUCAUCGACUGCACAAAGGCCGACACCUCCACCACGUUGUUGGGCCACAAGGUCGGCACACCACUCUACGUCUCGCCCGCGGCGCUGGCCCGCCUGGCGCACCCGGACGGCGAAGCCGGCAUCGCCAAGGGCAUCUCCUCGUUCGGGGCCAUGCAGCUAGUCAGCAACAACGCAUCCAUGACGCCCGAGCAAAUCGUGGCCGAGGCCAUACCGGGAGCCGUCUUUGGCUGGCAGCUGUACGUGCAGACGACUCGCUCGAAAUCCGAGGCAAUGCUGGCGCGCAUCAACAAGCUGCGCGACCACUUCAAGUGCAUCGUCCUCACCCUCGACGCGCCACACCCGGGCAAGCGCGAGCACGACGAAAAGUCCAACCUUGAAGCGGCGGGCGAGUUUGUCGAGUCCGCCAGCAACGCCAAGACGGACGCCGAAAAGAAGCCCGGCGGCGGCGGCGUGGGGCAACAGCUGUUCUGGGGCACCGCGGCCGACUUGACGUGGGAGACAACGCUUCCCUGGCUGUCCAAGCAUACGGAUUUGCCAAUUGUGUUGAAGGGCAUCCAGACGCAUGAAGAUGCAUACCUGGCGGCGCAGUAUGCGAGGAAACACCCGGGCACUGUGAAAGCGAUCAUUCUUUCGAAUCAUGGCGGGCGCGCGCUCGACACGGCGCCGCCGGCGGUGCAUACCUUGUUGGAGAUCAGGAAGUACUGCCCGGAGGUGUUUGGGGCGGUCGAGGUGUGGAUUGAUGGCGGGGUUAAGAGGGGGACGGAUGUGGUGAAGGCAUUGUGUUUGGGUGCGAAGGCGGUCGGUGUGGGGAGGGCGGCGCUUUGGGGGCUUGGGGCUGGUGGAUGGCAGGGUGUUGAGAGAACCUUUGAUAUCCUUCAGCAGGAGAUCAUUACAUGCAUGAAGCUUUUGGGAGCAAAGACGGUGAAUGAUCUUGGUCCACGAUUCAUCAACACCCGAAAAGUCGAGCGAGACAUCUUUGAUGGGGAUGCCGGUCUCGACAAGAACGGGUUGUGGACAUCUCGUGCCAAGCUCUGAACUGAAUGAGUAAGCGCGGCAUUGAGCCUGCGAUACGUGCCUGAAAAUGGCGGUGGCUUGUCAUGAUGGAUCCGGCACCGUCAAACGCGGGGAAGUUUGGGAAGUUGACAGUGCGCGCAACUGGUCGGAAGGGAUACGAUCACAACUGGAUCCCUUUCCGAGCCUCUGUGAGUGAAGUAUCUCAAAGUACCUGCUCCAUGAACAAAGGAAAGGGGGGGUUUGCGCGCGUGAUGGUGUCUACCCCAGGUCUUGGCAACCAUGGGCCGAUCCUGGGGAAGCGGGGGCGGAGCCUGGCGGUAUUUAUUGCAAGUGGCAUCUGAUCGGCCCAGAGCGCUGCAAUAUCUCCAAAAUGUCUAUUGUUCAAAACCGAGCAUCCGAGGUUCAGAAAAAAAAAGGAGAAAAAAAAAUAUAAUCCCGUCGGUUUCGACACGUGGGGUGGGGACCAUCCAAGAGCAAAGUGCGGAGAAGAUGCCGUACGGGAGAUUCAGUUUGCCAUCAGAUCUUUACGUGUGACGCUCCACAAGUGCUAUUCUCUAGCGUACACACUACACAGAGACUUCGGACGAACCAUUUGGAGUUGCGGACUUUGUGUCCGCCGCCUGGUGGCUCUACCUUGUGUAUGGUUGUGGGGAUCCUCGAGGUGGAGAUGCGGAGAGCCAUUGCACAGUAAGGGAACGUUUGUGAAGCUGGUGAUUCGAAUCCCUGAAAUGGUCACGCUGAUGAUCUUUCCGGCUUUGAUCAACAAAAUAUGGCUAUCGCGUUCAAGGGAGAUAUGAACGAUGGUAAUAUCGUAACGAGCAAGCGAAGCAUGGUUGCCGGUCUUUUUGUACACUAUUCGUCCUGGUAUUUUGGCUAUAGAGACGACAGCUUAAGUUUGGAU